AACUGGCGGAAAGACGGAAUCCGUAAUUGCUUCGUGUGUACUUUUGGUUAGAUUUGCGAUUUAAACAUCUAGAAAAGAUGCAUUAAUAAUAAUAAUACUAAUACUACUACUAAUAAUAAUUACUAUCUUAAUAAAAGGACUAAAAGAAGAUUUGCAGAGCUGUCGUGAUAGACUGGAAAUAAAGGAUUAUCAUGGGCACUUUGCCGGACGUCACAGAGCUGAGAAGGAGGCUGGAGAACACGCUGAUCUCGUACCAUCACCUGGAGGAGAAGGAGUGGAGAGUGGCAAAGAAAUUGAAAGAUGUCACCGCUUGGAGGAAACCUUCAGAAGAGUUCAGCGGCUUCCUGUAUAAAGUGGAGGGCUUGGUGAUGGAGAAGCCGUGCAGGAUAAUGGACUACAUUCGUCCAGGACCUUAUCGCUUACAGUGGGACAGUCUGAUGACCACGCUGGAGAUUCUAGAAACUGUAGACAAGGCGUGUUGUGUGACGCGCUACACCACUGCAGGACAGCUGUGGAACAUCAUCGCUCCUCGAGAGUUCGUGGAUUUCUCCUACACCACUGAUUAUCAGAGCGGCCUUCUGUCCUGCGGUGUGAGUGUGGAGCGUGAGCAGCAGGAGCAGAGCUGUGUGCGAGGUUAUAAUCACCCUUGCGGUUGGUUCUGUGUUCCGGUCGAUGUUGAGGACGUGGACGUCCCCUGCAGUCUGCUCACCGGAUACAUCCAGACUGACCUGAGGGGCAAAAUCCCACAGUCUGCAGUGGACGUCGCCAUGGCAACCACACUUACCACCUUCUACGCUGAACUCAAGAAAGCACUUGCAACCUAGACCCCCUCCCCUCUCUCAUUCAUUCACUCUCUCUCUCUCUCUCUCUCUCUCAUUCAUUCCCCCCCCUCUCUCUCUCAUUCAUUCACUCUCUCUCUCUCUCUCUCUCAUUCAUUCCCUCUCUCUCUCUCUCUCUCUCUCUCUCUCAUUCAUUCCCUCUCUCUCUCUCUCUCUCUCUCUCAUUCAUUCCCUCUCUCUCUCUCUCUCUCUCUCUCUCAUUCAUUCCCUCUCUCUCUCUCUCUCUUGUACACCUUCUCUGUACAUGAAACACUUGAUGUAAUAAGUACAGCAUUAUAUUUUUGUAAAAAGUGAAACAUAUACAAAUAGAUAGACAGACAGAUAGAUAGAUAGAUAGAUAGAUAGAUAGAUAGAUAGAUAGAUAGAUAGAUAGAUAGAUAUUUUAUAAAUGCUAUAUCACAGGAUUUCUUUUAAUUGUAUGAUAAUAAAUAUUCUGGUGCUAAUCGAUCUCUCCGGUGUGUGUCAGGUUUAUAAUGACUGGUUAAAUUCGACUAGUUAAAAAUUCCAUUUUGAGAUUUUGAGUUAAUUUUUGAUCAGAGUGCAAUAUUUCUUGGAGGUGCCAAAAUCCACUUUCUAUUCAUUGCUGUAGCUUUUAGACACUGAAUGUUCUGUAAAGUCAUGAAGGGUCUCUGUGUCUUGCUGCCGGUUAAAUGAAGGAAAAGUUGAUGUUUUUAAUGCAGUUAUUAAAAUCAUUGAAUCGAGUGGA
This is a messenger RNA of Hemibagrus wyckioides, 1545 nucleotides long. It is a transcript of the gene stard4, whose product is annotated as StAR-related lipid transfer (START) domain containing 4. The record is from RefSeq and is a predicted model, not a curated record. The transcript has 6 exons. Gene Ontology annotation, cellular component: cytosol; endoplasmic reticulum. Gene Ontology annotation, molecular function: cholesterol transfer activity; cholesterol binding. Gene Ontology annotation, biological process: cholesterol transport involved in cholesterol storage; intracellular cholesterol transport; cholesterol import. Bases 192 to 824 code for a protein of 210 amino acids. NCBI's taxonomy places the organism in Eukaryota, Metazoa, Chordata, Actinopteri, Siluriformes, Bagridae.